CCGAGAGCCACCAGUCGUCACGUCAGUCUCGUAAAGUCGCGUCGAUUUCGCGUUCCAAUUUUUUUUUGGUUUUGUCGCAAUCCUGCGGGAUUUUGUUGAGGGUUUUUUUCUUCUGGAGUGACAUCUAAAGUGCCAGAAUUGCGAAAACGAAAUUAUGAAUAGCAAUGGGAAUGAAGAUGCACGAAGAAAAGUGCAGCAGAAAAAGCCAAGAAAGGCAGGGGAUUUGGACGACCUAAAACAAGAAUUAGAUAUCGAUUACCAUAAGAUUACGACAGAGGAACUGUAUCAGAGAUUCCAAACGCAUCCAGAAAAUGGUCUUAGUCAUGCGAAAGCAAAAGAAAAUUUGGAACGGGACGGGCCCAAUGCACUCACUCCACCUAAAACGACACCGGAAUGGGUCAAGUUCUGUAAAAAUCUCUUCGGAGGUUUCGCCCUUUUACUAUGGAUCGGUGCGAUCCUUUGCUUCAUAGCCUACGGCAUCCAAGCUAGUACUGUCGAAGAACCGGCAGACGACAAUCUGUUUUUGGGUAUUGUCUUGGCGGCCGUUGUAAUCGUCACAGGUAUAUUUUCGUAUUAUCAAGAAAGUAAAAGCUCGAAAAUUAUGGAAUCGUUCAAAAACAUGGUGCCUCAAUUCGCAACGGUACUUCGCGAAGGUGAAAAAUUGACCCUCCGUGCCGAAGAUUUGGUACUCGGCGACGUCGUAGAAGUGAAAUUCGGCGAUCGAAUUCCGGCCGAUAUUAGAAUUGUAGAAUCGCGAGGCUUCAAAGUGGACAAUUCGUCGCUUACGGGCGAAUCCGAACCGCAAAGCCGAAGCCCCGAAUUUACGCACGAAAAUCCUUUAGAAACUAAAAAUUUAGCAUUUUUCUCAACUAAUGCGGUCGAAGGUACUGCCAAAGGUGUCGUUAUUAGUUGCGGCGACAAUACUGUAAUGGGACGUAUCGCUGGUCUCGCUUCUGGCCUGGACACCGGCGAAACUCCCAUCGCUAAAGAAAUCCAUCAUUUCAUCCAUCUUAUUACUGGUGUAGCUGUAUUUUUAGGAGUUACUUUCUUUUUGAUCGCUUUUAUUCUCGGUUAUCAUUGGCUUGACGCUGUUAUUUUCCUCAUUGGUAUUAUUGUAGCCAAUGUACCAGAAGGACUCCUUGCCACAGUAACUGUAUGUUUGACUCUGACAGCCAAAAGAAUGGCAUCCAAAAAUUGCCUAGUCAAAAAUCUAGAAGCUGUAGAAACUUUAGGUUCCACCAGUACUAUUUGCUCAGACAAAACUGGAACUUUAACCCAAAACCGUAUGACUGUGGCGCACAUGUGGUUCGAUAAUCAAAUCAUCGAAGCUGACACUACUGAAGAUCAAUCUGGAGUCCAAUACGACAGAACCAGUCCAGGCUUUAAAGCACUUUCUCGCAUCGCUACUUUGUGUAACCGAGCUGAAUUCAAACCUGGCCAAGACAGUGUGCCUAUUCUUAAACGAGAAGUGAACGGAGAUGCUUCAGAAGCUGCUCUACUUAAAUGUAUGGAACUUGCCUUGGGCGAUGUAAUGUCAAUCCGAAGAAAGAACAAAAAAGUUUGCGAAGUCCCCUUCAACUCUACCAACAAAUAUCAAGUAUCUGUUCAUGAAAACGAAGACCCCAAUGACCCGAGACACAUUUUAGUAAUGAAGGGUGCCCCAGAACGUAUUCUGGAACGGUGCAGCUCCAUCUUCCUUUGCGGCAAGGAAAAAGUCUUAGAUGAAGAAAUGAAGGAAGCAUUCAAUAAUGCUUAUUUGGAACUGGGAGGUCUUGGCGAACGUGUACUAGGUUUUUGCGACAUGAUGUUGCCAACUGACAAAUAUCCCAUUGGAUACAAAUUUAACAGUGAUGAUCCUAAUUUUUCCUUGGACGGUCUCCGUUUUGUUGGUCUUAUGUCCAUGAUUGAUCCGCCUAGAGCUGCUGUACCAGAUGCUGUCGCAAAAUGCCGAAGCGCCGGUAUCAAAGUCAUUAUGGUAACUGGAGAUCAUCCCAUUACCGCUAAAGCUAUUGCCAAAUCAGUUGGAAUUAUUUCCGAAGGUAAUGAAACUGUUGAAGAUAUCGCCCAAAGGCUUAACAUUCCAGUGGCUGAAGUUAAUCCGAGAGAAGCCAAGGCUGCUGUUGUUCACGGAUCAGAUUUGAGAGAAUUGUCUUCUGAUCAGUUGGAUGAGAUUUUGAGGUAUCACACUGAAAUUGUGUUUGCCAGGACUUCGCCUCAGCAGAAGCUUAUUAUUGUUGAAGGUUGCCAGAGAAUGGGGGCUAUUGUAGCUGUAACUGGUGAUGGUGUAAACGAUUCUCCAGCUUUGAAAAAAGCUGAUAUUGGUGUGGCUAUGGGUAUCGCUGGAUCGGACGUGUCUAAACAAGCUGCCGACAUGAUUUUGCUUGACGACAAUUUUGCUUCCAUUGUUACCGGAGUGGAGGAAGGGCGGUUGAUCUUUGACAAUUUGAAAAAGUCCAUCGCUUAUACUUUGACGUCGAACAUUCCCGAAAUUUCGCCUUUCCUUGCUUUUAUCCUUUGCGACGUUCCCUUACCUUUAGGCACCGUCACUAUCCUUUGCAUUGAUCUUGGAACUGACAUGGUACCCGCUAUUUCUUUGGCAUAUGAGGAAGCCGAAUCCGAUAUUAUGAAGAGACCGCCCAGAGAUCCGAAAAACGAUAAACUUGUCAAUGCUAGAUUGAUUUCGAUGGCUUACGGUCAAAUCGGUAUGAUUCAAGCGGCCGCUGGAUUUUUCGUCUACUUCGUCAUCAUGGCUGAAAAUGGUUUCCUGCCUCUGAAACUAUUUGGAAUCCGUAAACAGUGGGACUCAAAAGCUAUUAAUGAUUUGCCCGAUUCAUACGGACAAGAAUGGACCUACAAAGAUAGAAAAGUUCUGGAAUACACCUGUCACACAGCCUUUUUCGUCUCCAUUGUGAUCGUCCAAUGGGCCGAUUUGAUCAUUUGUAAGACUCGUCGUAACUCCAUUGUGCACCAGGGCAUGCGGAAUUGGGCUCUCAAUUUCGGUAUCGUUUUCGAGACCGCCUUGGCUUGUUUCUUGUCGUACACCCCAGGGAUGGACAAGGGAUUGCGUAUGUUCCCACUCAAGUUCGUGUGGUGGUUACCAGCAAUACCGUUCAUGCUCUCCAUCUUCAUCUACGACGAGGUGAGAAGAUUCUACUUGCGACGCAAUCCCGGAGGAUGGUUGGAACAAGAGACCUACUAUUAAGCGUCACCUCAAAGCCCUCUACUGCCACUAGGUGGCCUCAGCCGGUCACUCGUAAUAGUUGUUUCGAUAGUACCACAACAAAAAUUGAGAUGAAUAAAAAAAAAAUCCUCUCGCUUUUUGACAUUGCCAUUUUGAGUUCGAUUUUUUUUUAAAAAUUUGGAUGAUGUCGUUCUCUAUCGAUUGUUGUACAAAUCAUGUUGCUAUUUCUAGAACUACUAUUACUGCUGUUGCAGUCAUAUUAUUAAAAAAAUAUUUAAGAAAAAAGUAUUGUGCGGAGUCGAUCUUAAAAUAUUAUAGGUUUAUAUAGGCUAUAUAGAAAUGAUUAUGCGUGGAUCGCCUGCGCACAACGCAUAGUUAUUUAAUUAUUAAUACUAAUAAUAAUAAUAUUAAUAAUAAUGACAUUCAAAAUAAGAAAUAGGUUUUUUUUUUUGCAAUGACAGUACCAACAAAACUGUCUGGCAAUAUACUAUAGGACAGAAAAAAAAAAAUUAACGUUUUCGCAACAUUCCAUUUGAACAAAAACUACUACAGUUGCCUUAGUGCUGUCAGUCAGUCGGUCAUAUAUUAAACGGUCUGAGGGCGCAGGUGGGCGCUUCUUGGUUGCCUGUUAACGGACGCACACCUCCUCCCAUUAGAAUACCCAUUCUUCAUUAGUAUUAUUUAAGGCUUUCAACACUUAGGUUAGCUAGGAUGUAACUGUGUUGUUAAAUUCUAUUAAGUGUCAUACCAAAGUCGUGCUCAAUACACAUGACUAUUUAUUAUAAUAAUGAAAUAAAAAAAAGUUUGGCAUUUUUUGUUUUAAAUUUUAUUUGUAAAAUUAUUGCUGUUACUGUGAAGUCUAGCCAGCAAAAAAAAAUAAGUGUGCCGAAAGUCUCUUUAAAAAAAAAAGGGCUCGCUUUAUUAUUGCUUAUAGGUCUGCUUUUGUAGAUCCUCGUUUUUGUUUUCUAUAUAAGUUAAAACGAUAAGCGUGCUGGUCUGAGACCAGGUGACCACAGUAUCAUUAUUAUUGUAAAUAUUUUUAAGUAACAAAAAAAAAUAAAUGAAUCACUUAAUUAUUUUUCCUGCUUCUGUUCUUUUCACGUUCAUAUUUUAGUACGUAAUGAAGCUGUAAAAAUUUUGGGUUAAUAAAAUGGAUGAUAGUGUUGAGAACUUGUUUCAUUUCAGUAAACCUUACAACA
Ceutorhynchus assimilis (cabbage seed weevil) is the source of this 4380-nucleotide messenger RNA. NCBI's taxonomy places the organism in Eukaryota, Metazoa, Arthropoda, Insecta, Coleoptera, Curculionidae. The record is from the annotation of a GenBank genome assembly.